Molecule: messenger RNA, 1076 nt
Organism: Dama dama (fallow deer)
Lineage: Eukaryota; Metazoa; Chordata; Mammalia; Artiodactyla; Cervidae
Product: lysozyme C-1/C-2
Exons: 4
Coding region: 82-585 (167 amino acids)
Biological process (GO): defense response to Gram-positive bacterium; defense response to Gram-negative bacterium
Molecular function (GO): lysozyme activity
Source: RefSeq, a predicted model, not a curated record
GGACCAAUAAACUGUUUCUGUUUUCCACAUGUUUCAGAGGGCGGAGCCACCAAACCAGUGAGAUAAGAGGGGAGUGAAAAGAUGUUAACUAGCAAGCCCAGCUCACCCUGGUCAGUCUGGACGUCUGACUUCUCAGGCAACAUGAAGGCUGUCAUUAUCCUGGGGCUUCUCCUCCUUUCUGUCGCUGUCCAAGGCAAGGUCUUUGAGAGAUGUGAGCUUGCCAGAACUCUGAAGGAACUUGGACUGGAUGGCUAUAAGGGAGUCAGCCUGGCAAACUGGUUGUGUUUGACCAAAUGGGAAAGCAGUUAUAACACAAAAGCUACAAACUACAAUCCUAGCAGUGAAAGCACUGACUAUGGGAUAUUUCAGAUCAACAGCAAAUGGUGGUGUAAUGAUGGCAAAACCCCCAACGCAGUUGACGGCUGCCAUGUGGCCUGCAGCGAAUUAAUGGAAAAUAACAUCGAUAAAGCUGUGACGUGUGCAAAGCAGAUUGUCCGCGAGCAAGGCAUUACAGCAUGGGUGGCAUGGAAAAGUCAUUGUAGAGACCAUGACGUCAGCAGUUAUGUUGAGGGUUGCACCCUGUAACUGUGGAAUUAUCACUCUUCAACUCAUUUUGUCUCUUUUUCAUGUUAAGGAAGUGAUAGUUGAAUGAAAGCUUAUACCACCAUUCCUUCAAGCAAACAAUGGUUUUACAGAAGCAGGAGCAUAUGGUCUUCUAAGAGGCUUAAUGUUUAUCUAAUGUGUUAAUUGUUUGAUAUUAGGCCUAUAAUAUUUUUCAGUUUGCUAAUAAAACUAAUGCUGGUGAAUAUUUGUCUAAACUCUUAAUAAUCUAAUAUAUCUCCAUUACAUUCAGUUCUUAAUUAAAGCAAGAUCAUUUAUACAUUUUGCUGAUCAUGAAGGAAUAUAAAGAGGGAUUAGAUGAACUGUUGCUUUUUCUUAAUUUCAUUAGCAUUAUGACAAAUUCAGAGACAGAUGAGUCUGCAACUAUUGGAAUAAUUGCUAGUUAACCACAGAUAUGAAAUGACACAUGCUGUAAAAAUACAAACAUUUUCAUUAAAAACUGCAAUUCAAACCUC